AAGUAGCAUCCUGACAAUGCAAUGCUCGGCAGUUAGGAGUAUUGCACAGCAUCCUCAGUACAGCUCGGUUUGACAUCUCAUCUCCAACUGGACAUGGAACUCAGAGUGGGAUUGGCGCUUUUGCUUCAGCUGCAGCUGGCCUCUUCCUUCAAACUGGUUUGUUACUACACCAACUGGGCUCAGUACAGACCGGCUGCCGGUAAAUUCUUCCCCGAGAAUGUGGACCCCUGCCUGUGCACCCACUUGAUCUACGCCUUUGGCAGUAUGACCGCUAACCACGAACUUACCACCUACGAAUGGAAUGAUGACAUUAUGUAUCCGAGAUUCCAAGCACUUAAGAACAGUAAUAAGGACCUGAAGACAUUGUUGGCUAUAGGAGGCUGGAACUUCGGGACUCAAAGGUUCACCAGCAUGGUUUCCAGCGCAGCCAAUCGCAAGACUUUCAUCGACUCGUCCAUCAGGUUCCUGAGGAAACAUGGCUUUGAUGGACUGGAUCUGGAUUGGGAAUAUCCCGGUUCCAGAGGAAGUCCUCCAGAGGAUAAACAGCGUUUCACCGUCCUCGUCAAGGAAAUUUUGGAAGCGUUUGAAAACGAAGGACAAGCGACAGGAAGAGCUCGUCUGUUGGUCACAGCUGCGGUGUCCGCUGGCAAAGGAACCAUCGAUGCCGGCUACGAAAUGGGUCUCCUCGGCAAAUACUUCGAUUUCAUCAGCGUGAUGACGUAUGAUUUCCAUGGUGCCUGGGAAACCAAAACCGGACACAACAGCCCGCUGUACCGCGGCUCGACUGAUCAAGGCGACAUGAUAUACUUUAACACUGACUUUGCUAUGAAAUACUGGAGAGAUGAUGGGGUCCCGGCCGAAAAGCUGCUGGUGGGAUUCGCUACGUACGGACGCACCUUGAGACUCUCCACGUCGAACUCUGGGGUGGGAGCUCCAGCAAGUGGACCUGCACCAGCUGGAACCUACACCAGAGAGGCUGGGUUCUGGGCUUACUAUGAGAUCUGCGACUUCUUGAAGGGGGCACAAACCUCAUGGAUUGAGGAUCAGAAGGUGCCUUAUGCCUACAAAGGAGAUCAGUGGGUUGGGUAUGACAAUACGAAAAGCUUCGAAGGCAAGGUCGCCUGGCUCAAACAGAACAGCUUCGGAGGAGCCUUUGUGUGGACUCUCGAUCUGGACGAUUUCACUGAUUCUUUCUGCAGCCAGGGUCGCUAUCCUCUGAUCUCCAAACUGAACUCUCUGCUUGGAAUUUCUCAAGAUUGCACCCCUGGACCAAACCCCAGCCCGGGUCCAACCACUACCACAACCCCUGGUGGGGGUGGUCCUGGGGACGGAAGCUUCUGCGAUGGAAAGCCUGACGGGGUGUACGCUCACCCAGACGCCAGCAAUAAGUUCUACGAAUGUGCCGGAGGGAAGACCUUCGAAAAGACCUGCCCCAACGGAUUAGUCUUCGACGAGUCCUGCAAAUGCUGCAAUUGGCCUUAGAGGCUACAAGUCGCCAACCCUCCACCCCACCUCUCGAGUACAAAUAUUUGUGUAGACUAAGCGGAUGCCAGUUAGAUUAGAGCAAAUAAAAGCAAUGAAACGUG
Molecule: messenger RNA, 1586 nt
Organism: Callorhinchus milii (elephant shark)
Lineage: Eukaryota; Metazoa; Chordata; Chondrichthyes; Chimaeriformes; Callorhinchidae
Product: acidic mammalian chitinase-like
Exons: 11
Coding region: 94-1482 (462 amino acids)
Biological process (GO): chitin catabolic process; carbohydrate metabolic process
Cellular component (GO): extracellular region
Molecular function (GO): chitin binding; chitinase activity
Source: RefSeq, a predicted model, not a curated record